AUGGCAACUGCAGACGAUGGUCGCAACAGUCCUCGCGAAAUUCAGCAUAAAAAUGAUCUUCCACCAUUACACUCGAGACCGACAUCUUCUCAAAUAGGCAAUAAUAGUCUCAAAGCAAAACAAACGUUUUUAGAAUAUAAAAGUGAGAAUAAGAAAAUUGAAGAUCAGUCCCAACUCAAAACUAUGCCGACUACCAAUCGUGAUGAACGUCGCAAAUCAAAAAUGAACUUUGACUACUUAGCUAGAAAAGGUGAUGAUCCUACAGAGAUGCCAGCUCAAACAAACGAAAACUACGAUAUGGAACAUCAAGACAAUUCACUUCCGCUAAAAAUUUUCGACGGCACAAAAAAAGCAAUAAGUGAUGUUAGUGAACAGUCAAGGUCGUACUUUUGGAUGCGACGUAUCAAAGAAAUUUUUUUGCAAAUGGGAACAACUAAUGAGCCAUUUGUUGACUUUGACAUGUCAAUAGCAAGAUCUGAUAUGCUUACGACUUGUGAUGUCUAUAUACGAAACGAUUUUAGCAAACUCAAGAAAAAGGUAUGA
Rotaria socialis is the source of this 543-nucleotide messenger RNA. NCBI's taxonomy places the organism in Eukaryota, Metazoa, Rotifera, Eurotatoria, Philodinida, Philodinidae. The record is from the annotation of a GenBank genome assembly.